CAAAAAUUGGCGCGCUGUGUUGCACCCCUCUCCGCGCGCGCGCGAACGGACCCCAGCAGAUUUCCGUAUGCUUCGUAACUUUUAAUUGACUUACCGAGAAUUCUAGCAGCUUCCAUUAAAUCUCUCCAGAAAAAUUGUUCCCAUUACCUCAAUAUUCGCUGAACGGAAGAAUGUGACAGUGAUUCAUCAGGGUCGUGAACUCGCAACCCUUACGGAGCAGCCCAGGAAUCAAUGAGAUCCGUCAGGAGCAGUUGCCAGGGCAACCAAUCUUCUCCCCCCUCCUCCCCCUCCCUUCCCGAGUCUCGGACGGCGCAAGAUUUUCCCGGGAUCACGAGCAUCGGAGUUUCCCGUCACUCCCGAUUUUCCAUCAUGUCAAUCUUCAGUUGCUUGAAAUAAUUCGUCUUUAUCACUUGGAAAAUGAAGCAAAAAAUUGUUCCUGCACUGCAUCUGUUGUUUAGCAUCGCAUGUCUACAUUAUGUGUCAACAGACGCUCGCAACCCCUCAACGUUUUACAUAGGUGGAGUUCUCAGCAACAAUGAAAGUCUCGCGCACUUCAAAAACAUAAUAUCGGUGCUGAAUUUUGACAGUACUUUUGUCAACCGUGGAGUAACGUUUUAUGAUGCUGCCAUUCUCAUAGAUGCCAACCCCAUUCGCACUGCCCUAAACGUGUGUAAAGAUUUGAUCGGGAGUAAAGGAGUGUAUGCUGUUAUUGUAUCUCAUCCUCUCAUAGGUGAUCUUUCUCCGGCAGCUGUCUCCUACACCAGUGGCUUCUAUCAUAUUCCAGUUAUUGGAAUAUCCUCUAGAGAUUGUGCCUUCUCCGAUAAAAACAUUCAUGUCUCAUUUCUGCGGACUGUUCCUCCGUACUCUCAUCAAGCUGAUGUGUGGGUUGAAUUAUUGAAACAUUUCAACUACAUGAAGGUAAUAUUCAUCCACAGUUCAGACACAGAUGGUCGGGCGCUACUGGGACGCUUCCAGACAACAUCACAAAAUCAAGAAGAUGACGUUGAAAUCAAAGUCCAAAGUGGCUCAGAGAACUUAAAUGAUUCUCACCUGACCACUCGAGAUUCAUUGCAGGUGGAGUCCAUCAUAGAGUUUGAACCUGGCCUCGAUACAUUCCAUGAUCAGCUCAAGGAAAUGAAGAAUGCUCAAGCACGCGUCUAUUUAAUGUAUGCAAGCAGUAAGAAGGAUGCUGAAGUAAUAUUCCGAGAUGCGGAGGCACUAAACAUGACCGAUGCUGGUUACGUCUGGAUAGUAACUGAACAGGUGCUCAAUGCAAGUAAUGCCCCUGAAGGGAUCAUUGGACUUAGACUCAUGAACGCAACAAGUGAAGAGGCACACAUCAAAGACAGUGUACAUGUCUUAGCCUCAGCUCUAAGGGAAAUGAACAAAACUGGAAUCAUAACAGAGGCUCCACAAGACUGUGACAAUUCAGGAUCCAUCUGGGAAACUGGAAAAACCCUUUUUGAAUACGUGCGGAAACAAGUUUUGUUGAAUGGAGCGACAGGGAAAGUUGCUUUUGAUGAUAGCGGAGACAGAAUUUUUGCAGAGUACGAUGUAGUUAACCUACAAGAGGGAAAGCGUAUUGUUCCAGUUGGACAAUAUUACUUCAAUGCAGAACAAAACAAAAUGAAACUACGCAUUGAUGAUGGAAACAUAACCUGGCCUGGCAGGUUGCAGUCUAAACCAGAAGGAUUCAUGAUUCCAACUCAUUUGAAGGUUCUUACCAUUGAGGAAAAGCCGUUUGUCUAUGUCCGAGAACUCUCAGGAGCCGCUGAAGCUGCGGGUGAAGGGUGCGGGCCUGAGGAAAUACCUUGUCCACAUUUUAAUUCAUCUGAUGAAGAUUCGCGAACAUUUUGUUGCCGAGGAUACUGUAUCGAUCUAUUGCGGCAGCUCUCACAGACCAUCAAUUUCACCUACAACCUAGCUCUAUCGCCUGACGGUCAAUUUGGCAGCUACCUAAUUAAAAAUACCUCUGUUGGAGGGAAGAAGGAGUGGACAGGACUGAUCGGAGAGCUAGUUGCUGAACGUGCUGACAUGAUAGUUGCUCCGUUGACAAUUAAUCCAGAGAGAGCAGAAUUCAUAGAAUUUAGCAAGCCUUUCAAGUAUCAAGGUAUCACAAUUCUAGAGAAAAAGCCAUCCAGGUCAUCAACCUUGGUCUCUUUCUUGCAACCAUUCAGCAACACUCUCUGGAUUUUGGUCAUGGUCUCUGUGCAUGUCGUGGCCCUGGUCCUCUACUUACUCGACAGGUUCUCUCCAUUUGGACGCUUCAAACUGUCCAACUCAGACAGUACGGAAGAAGAUGCUCUGAACUUGUCAAGUGCAAUUUGGUUCGCUUGGGGCGUUUUGCUCAACAGUGGUAUCGGUGAAGGGACACCACGGAGCUUUUCUGCUCGAGUUUUAGGCAUGGUUUGGGCAGGAUUUGCUAUGAUUAUUGUCGCAUCCUACACUGCCAACUUGGCUGCUUUCCUCGUCUUGGAACGUCCAAAAACGAAGCUCACAGGAAUUAACGAUGCUCGGCUUCGCAACACAAUGGAAAAUCUGACCUGCGCCACAGUGAAAGGCUCGGCAGUUGAUAUGUACUUCCGACGACAGGUUGAGCUCUCAAACAUGUAUCGUACAAUGGAGGCCAAUAAUUAUGACACAGCUGAGGAGGCAAUUCACGAUGUGAAAAUUGGAAAGUUGAUGGCUUUUAUAUGGGAUAGUUCUCGACUUGAUUUUGAAGCUGCUCAAGAUUGUGAACUUGUCACAGCCGGUGAAUUAUUUGGACGAUCAGGAUAUGGUAUCGGUUUGCAGAAAGGAUCACCUUGGUCUGAUUUUGUAACACUGGCUAUAUUGGAUUUCCAUGAAAGUGGUUUCAUGGAAAGUUUAGACAACAAGUGGAUCCUGCAAGGCAACCAGCCGCAGUGCGAGCAGUAUGAGAAAACACCUAACACUCUAGGCUUGAAGAAUAUGGCUGGUGUGUUUAUUCUGGUAGCAGCUGGCAUAGCCGGCGGUGUAGGCUUGAUAGUCAUAGAGAUGGUUUACAAAAAACACCAAAUUCGCAAACAAAAAAGGAUGGAACUCGCACGGCAUGUGGCAGAUAAAUGGCGUGGAGCUAUUGAAAAACGAAAGACAUUACGAGCAACGAUUGCAGCCCAAAGGCGACUGAAAUCCAAUGGAGUCAAUGACACGGGUGAAGUGGUGCCACGUGGAGUACUGCAAAUAGUGAGCCCGAUAAGAUCUGUUGAGUCCUUACCAAGACAUGUCAUCGAUGCACCAAGCCCUAUUCGUGUCUGGCCUGGUAGCAACAUCAGGCAGCGAAGGACGGAUGAAAUUCACUCGCCUCCAGCAUACGAUGCCCAGCCCAGUGACUUGAUCGUCUGAAAUUAAUACCUGUAAGCUUUUUUUCGCCAUAGAAUUAAAAAUAUCUUCUGAUCCAAGCAGCUUGGUUUUUCGGAGCUUCCAGAUGUAAAUUUGAAUUUGUUCAACAUUUUCUUAUACUAGUAGCCGACCAAGUCGGAUUUUUUUCUUCCGGUAAAAACUUGAAAGGAAACCUGUCAAAUUUCGGAUCAAAAAGCAUUGUUGUGUUUCUUGACAAAAGUAUUCAGUAAAAUUCACUCGUUUUUUCUUUAAAAAUAUUGACCCUAUUCAAUGUUUUGAGAUGCGUAUGAAAGUCAAAUAUUAUGCCGUAAACACUCCGCAAACUGCAGUGAAAAAUCAAACACACAGAAGAACAAUUUUGUAGUUACUUGAGAGUCAAAGAAACAUUUCCUUACGUUGCAAGGAACAAUAUUGGAAAAGUAAAUUUAUUAGUCCUCUUGACGUACUGAGUAAGGGAUCUGGCAACACUGUUUUUUCUCCAUUUAAUCCAUUAAAAAUAUCGUUUUAAGUGAGACAAGCUGUCUCGCCAAGAGUCAAUCGUUUUACAUGCACUUAAAUUGAGGAAAAACAAUGUUGCCAACUUUCGAGAAUUGCCACUGCUAAUGUCUUCUCGUGUUUUUGUGCAACAGAAAACUAAUCAAUAUUUUGGGAGUGUAUCUUUUUAAACUGAGUGGAAAA
Bemisia tabaci is the source of this 4038-nucleotide messenger RNA. It is a transcript of the gene Nmdar1, whose product is annotated as glutamate ionotropic receptor NMDA type subunit 1. Gene Ontology annotation, molecular function: signaling receptor activity; ligand-gated monoatomic ion channel activity. Gene Ontology annotation, biological process: monoatomic ion transport. The record is from RefSeq and is a predicted model, not a curated record. Gene Ontology annotation, cellular component: membrane. NCBI's taxonomy places the organism in Eukaryota, Metazoa, Arthropoda, Insecta, Hemiptera, Aleyrodidae.